GACUAGGUGGCGGUGUUCGCAGAUUUUACAGUUGUCUAGCAGCUGUGCAAUACGAUGAAGAAGAACAAAAAGUUUACUCUGUCUCGGUAAAGAUACAGUUAAGUUCCGUGAGACCCACGAAGCUGUUACCGUAAAAAUGUCGCUGCGGUAUUUGGACAAAGUGGCCAUAGUAACUGGAGGAUCGAAAGGCAUUGGCAAAGGCACCGUUCGAGUGUUUGUGCAAAAUGGAGCCAAGGUGGUGUUUUGCGCCAGAGGACGUGCAGAUGGCGAGACUCUUGAGGCAGAGCUAAACAAAGAAGGACCUGGCAGUUGCACAUUUGUCUCAUGUGACAUGUCCAAAGAAGACAACAUCGAGAGACUGAUCAACUUCACAGUAGAACGUCAUGGACGUAUUGACUGCCUUGUGAACAAUGCAGGGUGGCACCCACCUCAUAAACCUAUUGACCAGACCACAGCAGAGGAAUUUCGGGAUUUGUUGAACCUGAACGUUGUCAGCUACUUCUUGGCUUCUAAAUAUGCUUUGCCACACCUGAGAAAGUGCCAGGGGAAUAUCAUCAAUGUUUCCAGUCUGGUGGCUACAAUUGGGCAGAUUGAUGCUGUGAGCUAUGUUGCCACUAAGGGGGCAAUUAUCUCCAUGACGAAGGCAAUGGCUGUAGAUGAAAGCCAAUACAAUGUUAGAGUCAACUGCAUCUCACCAGGGAACGUGAUGACACCUCUGUGGGAGGAGUUAGCAGGGCAGACGGCAGAUGCUGCAGCUGCCAUUAAAAAUGGACAAAAUUGUCAGCUCUUUGGUCGAAUGGGGACAGAGGAAGAAUGUGGACGGGCUAUCUUGUUUCUUGCAGUUGAUGCAACAUUCUGCACAGGCAUCGACCUCCUCUUCAGUGGAGGAGCUGAACUCAACUAUGGCUACAAGACACGUAUUCUGUCCUGACCUAGCUGUGAUCAAGAUCUGAAUAUAAAUCUCACUGGGGUCAUACACUUCGCAAGCAAUAAAAGCCUUAAACACAUGGUCAGGAAAA
This is a messenger RNA of Cynoglossus semilaevis (tongue sole), 1019 nucleotides long. It is a transcript of the gene hsd17b14, whose product is annotated as hydroxysteroid (17-beta) dehydrogenase 14. Gene Ontology annotation, biological process: steroid catabolic process. Gene Ontology annotation, cellular component: cytosol. The transcript has 9 exons. The record is from RefSeq and is a predicted model, not a curated record. Gene Ontology annotation, molecular function: estradiol 17-beta-dehydrogenase [NAD(P)+] activity. Lineage: Eukaryota; Metazoa; Chordata; Actinopteri; Pleuronectiformes; Cynoglossidae. The coding region runs from base 137 to 931 and encodes 264 amino acids.